GCCAAUUGCUAUGAUCGUAAAGCUGAUUCUUUUCUUGCAUGAUAUUUCUUGAUUGAUUGAUUAAUUCAAGAAAGAAAUAUAUACUCAAUAAACUUAACUAAUACAAAACCUCGAUGGGGUCUGUGUUCUUAAAUAUUACGUUAUAUAUAUAUAUCCAACAAUCACCCUUUUGUUAGUUAUCAGAAAACCUGCGUACGUAGUAAAUGCAAGCAAAGAGUUCCAUUUUCACAACCCGUCUUCUCUUAAUCAUCUAGUUAGUUAAUUAUUCCCAAAUUUCUCUCUUCCUUCCAUACAAGUUUGCACACAGAAGCAAGCAGGAGAUUUGAAACCGUGGAAAUGGAAGUUGGUGAGAAUAAUGAUUGUCGUGAUAUUGUGAUAUCAAUAAAGAGCAAGUUGAAACAACUACAUGUUGUUAACACAGAAUGCAACAUUUAUAGAGUUCCCAAAUUGCUAUGUCAAAUGAAUAUGACAGCCUAUGUUCCUCAAGUCAUUUCCAUUGGCCCUCUACAUCAUGGUUCUAAGGAUUUGAAUGCUACAGAAUGUUAUAAGCUUCAAGGUCUUCGUAACUUUCUACGUCGUUUUGAUGAUAGUUAUGGGGAGAAGUUAUUGGAGAACCUUGUGGAAAUCACUCAAUUUUAUGUAGGUCGAGCCCGUAGUUGUUAUGCCGAUCCGAUAGACAUGGACGACCACGAGUUUGUAAAGAUGAUGCUUGUGGAUGGUUGUUUCAUAGUAGAACUCUUUAUACUUGUUCAUAACAUAACUACUUCAGAUGACCAUAAGUUCUCUAAAAUUGAUCAAAAUGUUGACCUUCUCUUUUAUUAUCAAGGAAUAAUUCCUGAUGUAUAUUUUGACUUGAUAAAGCUCGAAAAUCAACUUCCGUUCUUCAUUCUUCAACUUUUGUUUGAUCUAAUACCACGAGAUAACAAUCAGUCCAAAUCCCUAAUUCUAAACCGUAAAUCCCCAAUCCUAGAUAAGAAUUCCCUCUUUAUCCCCUUUCUAGAGCUUACAUUUGAGAAUCUUCGUCUUGGGUGGGUAAAAGAUUAUGUACAGCUUGGUAAAAGAUCAAUUACUUUGCAUGAGUUUUACCCCAAGCACUUGCUGGAUUUCUUAACACUAUACUACGAAAACUCAAGUUCAAAUGAUGACGAAUGUCACAACGAAACAAGUGAGAAGAAGAAGGUUCAUGCGGAAAAUAGAGAUAAUCAGAAGACUCUUUCAAUCUUCAAACAAACCUAUUUGAAGGUGAAGAAUAAUUUGUGCUCAUGUUUUAGACGAAAUAAGAAGCAUGGGGAAAAUGACCAUGAGAAAAAGAUGUAUAUUCCUCCAUCCAUAACUGAGCUCUCUGAGGCUGGAGUCACAUUCAAGAAGCCAAAAAAGCUUCCAAUUAUAACCAACAUAACCUUCAAAAAUGGGGUUUUGGAAAUCCCACCUAUAGUUAUUGACCAUUACUUCGAAACUAUUACUCGAAACUUGAUAGCGUAUGAGCAUAUGGACAAAAUUUAUAAAGAAAUGAAGGUAAUCUCAUAUAUCUUAUUUAUGGAUUAUUUGAUAAGCACAGAAAAAGACGUGAGUUUACUUGAGAAGGCAGGAAUCAUAGUCAACGAUAUUGGCGGUAGCCAUAAAGAAGUUUCAAAAUUGUUUAACAAUCUCAGUAAAUUUGUCAAUAGGUCAGAUAAUAAUAGUGAGUAUUUCAAGAAAUUCCAGGGUAUCAGCAAAGCAUUAUGUGAGCAUCGUGAUAGACGGUGGAAUAAGUUAAAAGCUUCGUUGAAACAUAACUAUUUCAAUACGCCAUGGGCUAGUAUCUCUGUCUUUGCUGCAACCUUGGUUAUUGUUCUCACUCUCCUUCAAACAAUAUUUGCUGUUAUAUCAACUUUCUAGUCAAAACCUAUCCUUCGUCUCCAUCUUUCUGUUUUGUCUUCUAUAAUUGUACUCCAUUUUUCUUGCACUUCUUUUUUGGAAAUAUGUAGUUUGAUGUAUUAAUUAGUUGGAAGAAAACGUUUGGAUAAAACAUACUAAUUUUCCUAA
Messenger RNA from Cucumis sativus (cucumber), 2025 nucleotides. Its product is annotated as UPF0481 protein At3g47200. Lineage: Eukaryota; Viridiplantae; Streptophyta; Magnoliopsida; Cucurbitales; Cucurbitaceae. The record is from RefSeq and is a predicted model, not a curated record. The coding region runs from base 337 to 1878 and encodes 513 amino acids. The transcript has 2 exons.